GCGUGGAAGCACGAGAAACCCAAAGGAUUGUUGGCUACCACCUCGCAUUGCAAUAUGGCAGGUCAAACGACGCACCCCCUCAAAAUAUUCGACCUGGCAAAAGACCAAGACAGAUUCGUCUAUGCUUCGGCGCCAAUGGUCAGAUACAGCAAGCUUGCGUUUCGCCAAACCGUCUUUACGUAUGGGGUUGAUCUGUGCUGGACGCCCAUGGUCCUAGCCAAAGAGUUCAACCGAAACCAGUUCGCCCGGGAUAGUGAUUUCACUUUCGCCUCGGAUGCGCCACAGCCACCAACCAUAGUCCAGUUCGGCUCCAACUCGCCCUUGGAGUUCUCUAGAGCUUCCUCGCUCGUCGCCCCUUAUGUCAGUGGCGUCGACCUCAACUGCGGCUGCCCCCAGUCCUGGGCGUGUGCCGAGGUCCUGGGCGCCGCCCUGAUGGAGAGGAGGGAGCUUGUCCGGGACAUGGUCGCCGAGGCGAGGAGUCGCCUGCGCGUGGAUGGGUGGGCAGUUUCCCUGGACGAGUCUAAAAACGACCCAAACGGGAAGAGCGUCAGCGUCAAGAUACGCGUGCACAAGGACCUCCGGAAGACCAUGGACUUUAUCGACACGGUCCUCGGCCACCCACAGAAUCGGCAGAUAGACUUCCUCACCAUCCAUCCCAGGACCAGGAACACGCCCUCGAGCGAUCCCAUCAACGUCGAGGCGCUCGAGGUCCUGACCUCGAAAUAUGGCAAUGCCGUCCCGAUCUUGGUAUCAGGCGACGUUUUCACGCUCGACACCCUGCCGUUUUCCUCGCCCCUGCUCACGCGGGCGGGCGGACACGAUGGCGCACCAGGCAAGCCCCGCUCCGACGCGGAGCAUCCCAGCAGCCCACGACCCGUGCUGCCAAAGUUGGCAGGGCUGAUGUCCGCCCGCGCGAUCCUGGCCAACCCUGCGCUGUUCUCAAACCAGGGCGCGUGCAGCUGGGAGGUUGUCGAGCGCUUCAUGAACAAAGUCGCUCGCGCGCCGCUGCCCCUGAAGCUUGUCCAACACCAUCUGACGGAAAUGACCGGCGCCGGAUUUGGCCCGGACAAGCGCUCGCUGCUGAACAAGAAGGAGAGGAUGGCUCUGAUUGCAUGCACCAACAUGCUCGACGUGAUUGACCUGUUAGACGAAAAGAUGGCUGAGAAACACGGGGGGUUGGGCCUGACGCGGUCCAUGUCGGUCGACAGAUACAGUGGAAGAGGUGAGGAGCAAAAAGAGUAAUGAAAGAAAUCCAACUUUUCAACGCCAAAGACAGAAAUACCUACCUAGCCUUGGAC
Gaeumannomyces tritici R3-111a-1 is the source of this 1298-nucleotide messenger RNA. RefSeq names its product tRNA-dihydrouridine synthase 4. Bases 55 to 1242 code for a protein of 395 amino acids. The transcript is spliced from 5 exons. Gene Ontology annotation, molecular function: flavin adenine dinucleotide binding; tRNA dihydrouridine synthase activity. Gene Ontology annotation, biological process: tRNA processing. NCBI's taxonomy places the organism in Eukaryota, Fungi, Ascomycota, Sordariomycetes, Magnaporthales, Magnaporthaceae. The record is from RefSeq and is a predicted model, not a curated record.